Molecule: messenger RNA, 1523 nt
Organism: Asterias rubens (European starfish)
Lineage: Eukaryota; Metazoa; Echinodermata; Asteroidea; Forcipulatida; Asteriidae
Exons: 7
Coding region: 141-791 (216 amino acids)
Source: RefSeq, a predicted model, not a curated record
GUACAAUGUUUAGGUCGUUCAGUCAGAAUCAACACACCGAACUAUACGGAGGAGCGCUGACAAUCAAACCAUAACUUUGACAUUAGGGACACCAACCAGUACCAUUACACAACAACGGAAGGAACUAACAUCAACCAGCGAUGCAAGGUCCUCAAAUUCAGGUGCAAACUGUGCCCAUUCCACCUGCCUCUGUGGCAGGGGCAAAUCAACGAAGCAAGUACUCCGGGAGAUUGCGUAUACUUGGUAUUCUCCAAAUCAUUUUAAGUGGAGUUUCGGCUGCUUGUGGAUUGGCUGAUUGUCUUGUAUGGUAUGCAUGUAACUCUCUGGCGUCUGCUAUAUGGGGAGGUAUAUUGUUUUAUCUGCCAGCUGGGAUCCUCGUGCUUCUGACGGCGAAGUCUGUACCUGCAAGCAAAGGAUUGGCUAUCGCUGGCCUGGUGAUGUGUAUUCUUGCAGCGUUGGUGGCCGUGGUCAGUUUUGCCAUUUACAUCGCAGCGUUUGGUUUAAACCUUACCCACCUUGGCUAUGGGGGUCCGGCAGCAGCAGAUGCCAUCACUGGUCUGGUUAGUCUGGCUGAAGUGGUCAUCGCUAUAAUCUCCGCUGUUCACUGUGGCCUGACAUUGAACGAACCGCAGAUUACGAUGAGUUACCAACAACAAGACCAACCCAACAUGUAUGCCUCACAGCCGCCAACCCAAGGUGCUCCAGUUGGUUACAUGCAAAACCCAACGUACCCACCCAACACACAAAACCCGCCUGCGUAUUCUGCAGGUGGAGAGAAAGGUGGUUUUUAGUGAGAAUAGCGAGAACUACGCCCGAUGAUUUAUCCACAUUGCCAGUGACUCUUCAAAUAUACUCAACGAUUUUUGUUUAAGAUGUUUUCAAUCCUCGAGGUAGACUCCAGAAUCAGGAGCCUAAGCAAAGGUUUGGAAUUAGCCAUAGGCCUACUAUAGAUUUAAUUAAAGCACAUGUUCAAAACUACAAUCUGAAGGUAAUAAUGGCACCAAACUAUUAUUAUGUCCAGCCUUAGUUUGGUUACAAUGAGUUGGAAUGGAGUUAAAUCAAGAUGACCACACCGUGAUAAAGGUCUAUACUCUAUCUUCAUUUUAAUUAUUCUUUGAUGACUCUUUUGUAACUGGACAAUUACUGAAAUAGCUGGCUCGUGAUAAGAUGGGUUCCUAAUAUCGAAUGAGCGGUAAAAUCCAAAGUAACAAAAACAUCCGAUUAAUUUGCAAAGGAUCUCAGCAUGUAGACAACGUUUAAAAACAUCAGCAUAUUUAGUCAAAAUGUAUGUUUAGAUAUAGAAAUUGUUGCUCUUGUUUUUCCAUAAAAUAAGAUAUUAGAGUUUGAGCAUAAAUUGAUAUGUGUUUGUAUAGUUGCUAUUAAUUUGGAUAUAAUUACUUUUGGUAAGCCGCAUUGCAGCUGUUGUUUAAGUGUUUUGAGAAACGAUACCUAUUAAAGACAGUGGACACUAUUGGUAAUUACUCAAAAUAAUUAUUGGCAUAACACCUUUCAUGGUGACGAGU